UGAUCAUCGUACUGCCCAUCGUCAACAAUAAGACGCAGCAAAAUGGAAAAAUCUAAGAAAUCAAAGGCGAACAAAAAAUCAAAAGACAGUGCGCUAACAGUGAAGCUAAACAAAACACAACAGAAGCAAAAAGAAGUCAACCGCGUGUUAAAACUCAAGCAUGAAAUAUUGCUUAAAUCCGAAGUUUCCUAUUUGGAAUAUAUAGAAAUGCGUUCGGAAUUGGAACGAUUGAACGCACUAAAAGAGACAUUUACGCGACGUGUUGAAAAAUUAAAACAACAGGCAAAGUAGUUCAUCAUUCGAGAACUUUUAAGUUUUUAAGUC
Molecule: messenger RNA, 324 nt
Organism: Drosophila hydei
Lineage: Eukaryota; Metazoa; Arthropoda; Insecta; Diptera; Drosophilidae
Exons: 2
Coding region: 43-291 (82 amino acids)
Source: RefSeq, a predicted model, not a curated record